Messenger RNA from Kwoniella botswanensis, 1833 nucleotides. RefSeq lists its product as uncharacterized. The transcript is spliced from 10 exons. Lineage: Eukaryota; Fungi; Basidiomycota; Tremellomycetes; Tremellales; Cryptococcaceae. Bases 1 to 1833 code for a protein of 610 amino acids. Gene Ontology annotation, cellular component: nucleus. The record is from RefSeq and is a predicted model, not a curated record.
AUGCCAGCAGCGGUAGCAUCCAAGCCCAACGGAGACUUGGCGAACGGCCAUGGCUCCGUAAAAAGCUCAUCGGUAAAAUCUAGAGGUGCUUUGAAAAGGUUAAAGGCAAAACAAAAAGCAGCUGCUGGGGUAGGAAAAAAUGGGAAUACAAGUGGUAGAGAAGACGCAUCUGCUAGCGAACCACCAACAGAUACAGAAAGUGAUGUAGAGUCUGUUACAUCGACAAGUACGGCGGCAACUUCAGUGGAUGUAGAGAUAGAUACUUCCGAUCCAGCCUAUUCGGCAUUCUCAUCGAUAUUAGCUCGAUUCCAAGGGCAGGAAGGUGGAGAUGCACUGGAAGCUGGGCAGGAUGCUGGACCGGCCAAGGGAGAAGUGUAUUAUUCGGAUGAAGAAGAUGACGAUGAGGAAGAUGUAAGGAAAGCUGCUCAGAGGGCGGCUGAUCAGGAAGGUCUGACAAGACGUGAAAGGAGGAAAGCUGCGAAAUUGACAGUAGCAGAGUUGAAACAACUGGUGGAUCGACCAGAAGUGGUAGAAUGGUUUGAUUGUGAUGCGCGUGAUCCGAGAACUUUGGUCAACCUCAAAUCAUAUAGAAAUACCGUACCAGUACCUGCUCAUUGGAAUGCCAAAAGAGAUUAUCUGGCCGGAAAGAGAGGUAUAGAGAAACCACCUUAUCUACUUCCUCCUUGGAUCGCGGAUACUGGAAUUGGUGAACAGAGAGAUGCUAUAAAAGCCAAAGAAGCUGAACAGACCUUAAGACAGAAGACAAGAGAAAGAGUGCAGCCUAAGAUGGGUAAAAUCGAUAUUGAUUAUCAGAAAUUACAUGAUGCCUUCUUCAAAUUCCAGACGAAGCCUAGUAUGAGUAGAUUCGGUGAAGCUUACUAUGAAGGGAAAGAACUGGAGACUGAUUUACGGACUAAGAAACCCGGAGAACUUUCAGAUGAAUUGAUAGAAGCAUUGUCAAUACCCCCCUUGGCCCCACCACCAUGGUUGAUCGCAAUGCAGAGAUUCGGUCCUCCACCAAGUUAUCCAAAUUUGAGAAUCAAAGGCUUGAAUGCCCCCAUUCCACCUGGCGCUCAAUGGGGUUUCCAUCCUGGUGGGUGGGGUAAACCGCCAAUGGACGAUUUCAAUCGACCGCUAUAUGGGGAUGUGUUCGGUGUAAUGCAAGGUGCUGAAAUAGCAAACCAAGAUCAAAUCGACAGAACAUUAUGGGGAGAGAUUGAGCAACUGGAUGAAGAAUCCGAAGAGGAGGAGUCCGAUGAGGAGGAAGAAGCAGAAGAAGACGAGGACUCAGCGCCUGUCAGAUCAGGUAACGCCCCUGCAGACGGUUUGGAAACACCCUCGGGAUUGGCUACUCCAUCAGGAUACAACUCUGUCGUAUCUACUGUUCCUGGUGGAUUGGAAACUCCCGAUUUCGUUGAUCUCAGGAAGAACACCCGGGCGGAGAGUGAAGAUGUAUCUUCUGGACCUAGAGAGCUUUAUCAUGUUAUACCAGAGAGAGAGACUUCAAGUAGAGGGUUCAUGGGAUCGUCAACCGCUUAUGAUGUUUCGAAUGUUGGUAGACCUGGUGGACCGGCUGUAUUGGGUGCGGAAGAUUCCGGUAGGAAGCGCAAAGCAGGUGAUGUCGAAAUAUCUAUAUCAGAAGAUGAAGACUUGACGCAAGAACAACUGAAAGCUAAAUACGAAGCUUCAAGAUCACAAUCUUCUAAAGUGUAUGUACCUGGUGCCGAUGCUGAUAGAAGUGGUUUCGAUGAUGUUAUGGUUGGAGAGAUGAAGAAGAGAGCAAGGAAGGAUGAUAAGAAAGGUAAAGACAAGGCGGAGAAAUUCAAAUUCUAG